AUGGCCAACUUCGGGGGGCCAACUCUUCUCAAACGCAGUCUUGGGCUGCAAGAGGACCGUUACAGCCAGUAUGUCGGGCCCACAACGGACUUUGAGCCGUCAUUGAUCAACCUCUCUACCUUUGACCCCCAUGAUGAAAGCCUCUUAUCACGAGGAACCCUUCGGAAGGUCAGUGACGAUGAUACCUUCUUGCUCCUGCCCGACAAGAACACGCCAGGGUACGAGCACAUCUACGAGGAUAUCGACGAGAUUGAGAGCCUUGUUGCGCCUCACGGAAAGAAGCUCGUGGACCUUUACUUUCGCAUCAUCCAUCCUGCCUACCCAAUCAUCCAGAAGAAUGUCUUUUACGAAAAGUACGAGCGCUCACCCAAGGAGUUUUCGCCGCCGCUACUUGCCGCCAUGUACAUUCUAGCCAUCAACUGGUGGGACCAGGACGACGACCUAUCGCCUCUGCCCCGGCCUAAUGUCAGGCGGUUGGAGAGGCUCGUCCGCACAACCCUCGCGGACGCAAUGUACCGACCGAAGCUGUCAACUGUUCAAGCUGGGCUACUACUCUCGCAAAGACCCGAGGGUGAUCAGUGGGCACCAACAGCACAACUGAUUGCCAUUGCACAGGAACUUGGGUUGCACCUCGACUGCUCGCACUGGAAGAUACCUCUGUGGGAACGGGGUCUGAGGAAACGACUUGCUUGGGGCCUGUACAUGCAAGAUAAAUGGGGCGCAUUAAUACACGGGCGGCCUUCGCACAUCCUGGCAUCUCAGUGGGCAGUCCAGCUCCUGGGGCCGAACGACUUUCCUGACGUGGAGUGGGAAGAAGACGACGCGGACGGGAGGGACGACAUUGACAAGGGCCGUACGCUCUUCUCGCAGAUGGUCCAGCUAACGCAGAUCAUGAGCGAGAUACUCGAGACCUUCUACACCCUGCAAGCGAUGCAGAAUGUCAACAACGCCGGGGCACAGGGGACCCACCUCGUGCUGUCGCUCGCAAAACCGAUUCAGCUGAAGCUCAAGGAGUGGUACGCGGCGCUCCCGGCAGCGAUACGGAUGGACUCGACGUACCAGACCCCCGUUGCCAACGCAAACUCCAACCGCCUCUCCAGUAUCGGGUACUUGCAUUUGGCCUACUUUGCCACCGAAAUCACCCUCCACCGGCGCAUAGUCAGGUCCUUGGCGCAGACGCACCCGGCGCCUACGUCGAGCGACUCAGGCACGCCGCCCGGGACAGCGUCGUCGGCCGCGUCGGCCAACGACAGCUACAUCCUGCACAUCUGCCGCAACGCGGCCAAGGCGCGGCUGAUCUCGGCCAUGGACUUUGUCAACCGGCUGACGCCGUCGCACCUGCGCGCGUUCUGGUACUUCGCGUCCAAGACCAACUUCGCCCUCAUCGGCACCUUCGGCUCGCUGCUGUGGGCCACCAGCCCCGGCCGCGAGGAGGCUGAGUGGUACCGCCGCCGCCUGGGCGAGUACCGCUGGACGCUAUCAGUGUCGUCCAAGCCCGGCGAGGGCCGCGGCUUGACCGAGUUCGCCAUGGGCAUGCUCGACAUCUCCACCGGCCUGCUCAAGAAGCUCCCCGAGAAGCCCGCCACCAUGAGCCGCUCCGGCAGCCUGACGGGGCUGGCGGGCGCCACGGGCGGCAGGCGCACGAGCCUGCUCGCACUGGGCGGAGGUGGCGGAGCGGGAAUGAGCAUGGGUGGUGUUGGGUCUGGCAGCUACAUCGUUUCUGGCUCCGGCGCAGACAGUGGCCUGAUGGACCUUGACACGAGUGGCGGUAGCGGCGCGCCCAGCGGGAUGCACUCGCCGCGCAGCCAGGGCGAUGACGCGGACAGGAGCGACGACAGCGGGAGUUCCGACGAGGCCAUGGGAUACAGCGGCGGAUUCGCGCCCACGGCGGGAAUGGCGACAAGCAUGGCGGACUAA
Molecule: messenger RNA, 1917 nt
Organism: Diaporthe amygdali
Lineage: Eukaryota; Fungi; Ascomycota; Sordariomycetes; Diaporthales; Diaporthaceae
Exons: 1
Coding region: 1-1917 (638 amino acids)
Biological process (GO): DNA-templated transcription
Cellular component (GO): nucleus
Molecular function (GO): zinc ion binding; DNA binding
Source: RefSeq, a predicted model, not a curated record